This is a messenger RNA of Colius striatus (speckled mousebird), 2457 nucleotides long. It is a transcript of the gene ARHGAP36, whose product is annotated as Rho GTPase activating protein 36. The coding region runs from base 234 to 1628 and encodes 464 amino acids. The transcript is spliced from 12 exons. The record is from RefSeq and is a predicted model, not a curated record. Gene Ontology annotation, biological process: signal transduction. Lineage: Eukaryota; Metazoa; Chordata; Aves; Coliiformes; Coliidae.
CUGCCCUGGGCUGCAGCCGCUCGCUCCCUCGGUGCUGUCUGCUCCGGGCAGGGACGGGGAGCCCAGGCUGCUGCUGCUCUGCUGCGCCAAGGCAACGAGGAAGGCAGCUGUGACUGUGACUCUGCUCCCGCCGUCCCUCCCGCUUGGGCUGAGGCUCUGAACGUGGAGCUGAGAGCUUCCCCUGCACAAAGAGGACCUCUAUCUCAGUGCUUCUACCAGGACAAAGCACCAGAAUGCAGCCUGUGGCCCUGCACAGCCUCUCUGAAUUGGAAAGAGCCAGCCUGCAGGAGAUUGCUCUCUAUCAGCUGCAGGAGAAGCUGCUUGUUGGAGACCUCAGCCUGGCCAAAGUUGGACCUAAAGGCAGUAAAUCCAUCCGCCAGAAGCUGGAGAGCUUGUCGAAGGAGAAGAAAGAGUGCUCCCCUCAGACCUUUGGGAUCCCUCUCUGCCAAGUCCUCGCCAACGACCGCGCGUACCGGCAGCUGCAGGACGCGGUGAGGAGGAGCCGCCGCCUCUGCCUGGAGGUGGAGGCCACAGUGACCAGGUUUCGGGCUCAGAGGGAGAAGAGGUCCCCGAUGGGCAGGAGCCGUGUCCUGGUGCCCUGUGGGGUCGUCCCAGAGGAGCCACUUUCCCCACCUCCCCUCGCCAGCAGCUCCUGGAGCCAGCGAAGGGGGGCAAUGUCCGUGGACUCCAUCACCGACCUGGGUGACAACACAUCCAAGCUGCUGGAGGCACUGCAGCUCUCACACCCCCACGAGCUGGGGCCACGGAGGAGCCUGGGCAAGAAGAACACCUUGAGCCUCAACCCCCUCAGCUGUCAGGUCCCACGGAUUGUGGACAGAUGCUGCGAGCACAUCGAGUCAUAUGGUCUCCACACCGAGGGCAUCUUCCGCAUUGGCAGCUCCAGGAAAAGGGUUCAGCAGCUGAGGGAGGAGUUUGACCGAGGUCUGGAUGUUCUCUUGGACGAGCAGCAGAGCGUUCAUGACGUGGCUGCUCUGCUCAAAGAGUUUCUUCGGGACAUGCCGGAUUCCCUGAUUCCCAGAGAGCUCUACCCAGCCUUCCUCAGCACAGCCUCCAUGGAGGGCCGGGCAGGGCUGAGCACCCUGCAGCUGCUGCUCUUCCUGCUGCCGCCGUGCCACAGCGACACGCUGCAGCGGCUCCUGCGCCUCCUGGCCGACGUGGCCCAGCACGCUGAGAGCUCCCGCGGGCCCCGCGGACAGCAGAUUCCUGGGAAUAAAAUGACAGUUUCCAACUUGGCCACAGUCUUUGGUCCCAACAUCCUGCAGAAGGAGAAGCCUGGAGAGAAAGAUGCUGGUGCCAUGAGCUUUGAAGACACUGCUGCCAUUAUCCUGGUGCUCCAGAGGUUGAUUGAGCACCAGCAGACCUUGUUCAUGGUCUCUCCAGAGAUGCAGUGUCACAUCCUGAGGCGCCUGUUCCAGACAGACCCCGAUGUCAUCGAGUACCUCCUGCGCAGGAAGUUCAACGCUGGGCUGAGCACAGGGACUGAGGAUUCCCCCCAGGAGCAGGCUCCGGCCCCGCUGCGCGCCCGGCCCCACGGCCUGGAGAGCAGCUCGGUCUCCCUGGCGCUGUACACCAAUGUCUCCUUCCUAAACCUGGACAUUGGCAUGUAGCAGGCCUGGGCCAGGCCCUCUGCAUGCUUGCUGCAGCCAAACCCUCUGCAUGCCUGCUGCAGCCUCCCCGCAGCGAGGCCGAGCCCCGUGCUCCACCUCGGGGGCUGGGAGGGGUGAGUGCCUCCGGGAGCAUCUUUGCCGGCGGUGCAGGUGCCACCUCGUCUCAGCGUGGCCAGAAGCGUUUGCAGGCUGUGAGCAGAGGGCUUCCCACCCUCCCUGUGCUGCACCUGGCUCUGGGGAGGGCUCUGCUAGCCCCAUGGGGAGCUGAGCCAAGGCUGAGCCCCCACAGAGUGGCCUGCACAGAACGACGGGCACUGUCAGCGGGGCUGAGGACGGACAGUGCAGAUCAGCUUCGUGCAGUUGGUGCUCUGGGAUCCCAUGUGCCAUGUGGUGCUGUGUCACAGGCUUGUGUGCACAGAAAACUCUCCUGGAGCUCAAGGAACACCCAUGGAGCUCAACAGCACCAGUCUUGCCCAGGCACCCUGGCCUGCUGCACUCAGAAUGAACCACAGCUUGCUUCUUGUCUCAGCCCAGCUGCCAAACUGCUCAUUUUAGGGGCAGGAAACACCAUGUCAACCCCAAAAUGUAUUGCUGGGGUAGUGAGGAGGAACCAUACUCUCUGAGGAUUAUAAACUUCAGUUCUCCUCACGUUCAGUAAGCAGAACUUCCACAUGUGGUGCAGGUUGUGGUGCCCUGUCAUGAUCUCUGGCCGAGAAAUGCCUGGUUUGCUUCAUUCCUGCUGCUCAGGUGCUGGGAGUUGCUGCCAGUGACCUGCAAAUGUAGCUUUCUGUCUGUCUGGUGUGCCAGAAUGAAAGUCAUCAGCAAAUAC